This is a messenger RNA of Neopsephotus bourkii (Bourke's parrot), 2311 nucleotides long. Its product is annotated as opsin-VA-like. Gene Ontology annotation, cellular component: photoreceptor outer segment; membrane. Bases 273 to 1385 code for a protein of 370 amino acids. Lineage: Eukaryota; Metazoa; Chordata; Aves; Psittaciformes; Psittacidae. Gene Ontology annotation, biological process: G protein-coupled receptor signaling pathway; visual perception. The transcript is spliced from 6 exons. The record is from RefSeq and is a predicted model, not a curated record. Gene Ontology annotation, molecular function: G protein-coupled receptor activity.
GAGAGAGGUAGGAGACUGCUGGCAGAAAGGGGAAGAAGUUGUUCUAAGGGAUUUUCCUGCUCAUCACUGUUCAUUGCACAGCACUAAACUUUCCUCUGACCACAACGUUGUCUUCUGGACUAUUCUGGACUAUUCCUGGAAAGUGGAGGCAUGGAGAGUUUGUUCACACUUCUGUUGGAGACCGUAAAUUUCUCCUUUUAAUUUUCAGUGUUAUUUACAGGUUAGAAACUCCAGUAUUAGAGAGUAUUAUUUUUGCUAAUGAGAGAGAGAAAAUGGAUGCAUCCAGGGCACCUGAAAAUGAGUCACUUUUGUCCAGUUCCUCUGGUCUUGCCAGAUGGGAUCCCUUCCAUCGUCCCUUGGAUUCCAUCCAGCCCUGGCACUUCAGGCUUCUGGCAGCAGUAAUGUUGGUGGUGACCUCCCUGUCGCUUGCUGAGAACCUGGCUGUGAUCCUGGUAACUUUUAAGUUCAAGCAACUGAGACAACCUGUCAAUUAUGUUAUAGUCAAUUUGUCUGUGGCUGAUUUCCUGGUCUCACUGACUGGUGGCAUCAUCAGCUUUUUAACAAACCUAGAAGGUUAUUUUUAUAUGGGUUACUGGGCUUGUGUCCUGGAAGGAUUUGCUGUCACAUUUUUUGGCAUUGUUGCUCUCUGGUCUCUUGCUCUGUUGGCUUUUGAGCGGUACGUUGUGAUCUGCCGCCCACUGGGAAAUAUGCACCUGAGUGGGAAGCAUGCAGCCCUGGGUAUUGCCUUUGUGUGGACCUUUUCCUUCAUUUGGACCAUUCCACCAACAAUGGGUUGGAGCAGUUACACCACCAGUAAGAUUGGAACUACUUGUGAGCCUAAUUGGUACUCAGGAGCUUAUACUGACCGUACAUACAUUAUUGCAUUCUUCACCACCUGUUUUAUAGUGCCUUUAUCUGUGAUUUUGGUAUCCUAUGGAAAACUGAUGCAGAAGCUAAGAAAGGUGUCAGAUACACAAAGCAGGCUGGGAACUACCAGGAAACCCGAAAGACAAGUGACUAGAAUGGUUGUGGUUAUGAUCAUUGCCUUUCUAAUCUGCUGGAUGCCAUACGCCGCUUUUUCUGUCCUAGUCACUGCAUAUCCCUCCAUUGAGCUGGAUCCUUGUCUGGCAGCAAUUCCAGCUUUUUUUUCCAAAACAGCUACUGUUUAUAAUCCAGUUAUUUAUGUCUUUAUGAACAAACAGUUCAGGAAGUGUCUGAUUCAAAUGUUCAGCUGCAGUGCCAUAGAAAUUGCAGAGUCCAACAUGAACCCGACUUCAGAGAGAGCGAUGCUAACCCAAGACAAAAGAGGCAGUGAGAUGUCCACCAUGGCAGUACGUAGCACCGUUUCAAAGAGGAAAAAUGGAGAUGAACACAACAAUUGCUGAUCUUCUGUUUAAUUUGCAGCUUCAUAAAACAAAAUCUGUCCCAUGUAGGGUGGGAGAUAAGAUCAUUAAUGCAGUGCCAAAGCAUAUUUCCUUAUUACCGUCACUUAACGCAAAAAAUGUUGUCAGUAGGGACACUAAGCUCCUGUGAAUACCAGCUUUUGAGAUUCCAGGCUCCUGAAUGAUACAAGAUUUUCUUGGCUCUGCAGUUGCAGCCAAACACCCAGCCAUAAGGUGAGUCUCUUCCUCCACUGUGUUGUUCUUCCCAAUCCACAGCCUGCUUGCUCCUGAAAAUAACACUGGGGAAGUCCAGUCCCGCUGUGCUGGCAUGUAGCACAGUAAGGAUAGGAGAGUUUUACGCUGAUGAUAGCUCCUUGGUCAGCUGGACAAAACCAUGAACUGACACAGGGCUUCAGUAAGCUAACAGACAUAUAAAUAAUAUCUAGCACUUAGGUGACUCAUUUCAGGCAAUGAGGUUCUGAGAGGAAUGGGUCUAAGUGCUUUUCUGGUUGGUUUGGGAACUUUUACUAAAACAAACAGCAAACCAACCAGAAAAAGCCCAAAGCUCUGCACUUGUGUCUGUUCUUGGUGAAAAUCUUAAUGGACCACUGAGAUCUCCACCAGCUUGGACAAGCCAUCCACACUCCCAAGCGCUAUUUUAAUAAUAAGAGCCCUAUCAAGAGCUGUUCGUAUCCUCUCUCUGCAUUCUCUCUUUGUCAAGAAAAUAUUCUGUGCUUGUGGCAACUUUUGAAGUAAAUAAAUUUGGACUAGAUGAUUGUUUUAGGUGCCUUCCAACUGAACUAUUCUGUUAACUGAACUUUAGAACAGGAGUUAGCAGCAUAUAGGAAAGUGUAACUGUGCAGGAAUGCUGGAGGAAGGGCCAGUAGCACAGCUUAGAGUUGUGAAGCUGAGCUUUGUGGGACAGAAUU